UUAAAAUGAAGAAUGUGAAGUUUUUUUUCCAUAAUUAUUAUAAUUCUGUGGAGGGAUGUAGUAAAUCUACCAAAGUAAUGUACACUUUAACUAGCUUGUAUAAUUAUUACAAGAAUUCUAUUUCUGGGACUUCUUGUGAAAUUGUUGGAGAUGAAACAGAUGUGGUGAGUGAAAUUAGUGCAAUGGACACUUUUGAUGUGUGGCAAUCUCAAUGGGAGAAAUUUCUUGAAAAAGAAAAUAAUGUUGAUGAUAAAUCUGAUCUUGACAAGUAUUUGGAGGGAUGUAGAGAAGAUUAAGAAUUUCAAUAUCUUGACUUGGUGGAGAGCUUCAUCUGAAAGAUAUCAAUUGUCUCCAAGAUUGCAAGAAAUGAGCUUGCUAUUCCUACAUCUACUGUAGCUCUAGAAUCUGUUUUUAGCAUUGAUGGUCGGAUCCUUGAUUGUUAUUGGAGUUCUUUGUCACCAAAGACUGCUGAAGCUCUUGUUUAUAGUCAAAAAUGUUUACGUUCAACAUCUACGGAGUGCAAGAUUGAAAAUCUUUUAAAAGAAAUGCAAAAGCUUGAAAUAGUUGAAAAAGGCUAUGGAGGUUCAAGCCAUGUGGUUGAGGAAGAAGAAAAAGAUGUCAAAUCGUCCAAGUUUUUGUUCACUGUUCAUAACAGUUCUGCUUCAAAAAUUUCAACUCCAAGUUCACAAUUUAUUACACAUACAAUGGGGAGGGUGUUGGAGAAGUUGGUUUUGGAGACAACUCCUAUUAAUACUAAAGGAUAUGAGACUUUGUCGAAUUUGGUGGAGAAUACUGCUAGUGAUAGCUUUGACUUGCACUAUGAGAUUUCAAGAAGAUUGAACUUACUUUAUGCUACUGGAAAUGAGUUUUUUUGAUUUCUGAAACUUGGUACAUUGGAUGAAAUUCAGUUAUCUUAUGUUUUUCUCAUCUUUUGA
Molecule: messenger RNA, 935 nt
Organism: Solanum dulcamara
Lineage: Eukaryota; Viridiplantae; Streptophyta; Magnoliopsida; Solanales; Solanaceae
Exons: 3
Coding region: 546-875 (109 amino acids)
Biological process (GO): L-tyrosine biosynthetic process
Molecular function (GO): arogenate dehydrogenase (NADP+) activity
Source: RefSeq, a predicted model, not a curated record